Molecule: messenger RNA, 2787 nt
Organism: Bathycoccus prasinos
Lineage: Eukaryota; Viridiplantae; Chlorophyta; Mamiellophyceae; Mamiellales; Bathycoccaceae
Exons: 1
Coding region: 1-2787 (928 amino acids)
Cellular component (GO): membrane
Molecular function (GO): alpha-(1->3)-fucosyltransferase activity
Source: RefSeq, a predicted model, not a curated record
AUGACGACGACGACGACGAGGGGUACGACGACGACGGGUGAUGUGCCCGAUGAUCCGCAACGACAACCAUUAUUAGUAACAUCACAGAAGAAAAAGAAAGAUGAAGAUUCCAUCUCUUUCGCUGCUGCGUUACGUGAUGGACGAAAAGUGCGAGAGAAACGACGCUUCUUCAUCAUUGUGUUUGCAACCAUCAUCAUCGCGUCGUGUUUCGUCGGGGCGAUUUCAAAAAAGUCGAAACUUUCGUCCUUCUCUUCUCUCGGCGCGAGUCCGUUAACGAUGAGAAACCUCCACGAAAUAUUCAAAGAGUCCAACGCAAAUUCGGGAGAUCCGGUCAUUUCUGCCUUGAAACGAGACAACCUGUUCAACGUGCAAACGUUCCCGGAACGAGCGUCAGAAUACCAAGGGGAUUUACACGACCAAAUUGGCGCAGACGCGAGUUGGUUUCACAAACCAAUAAAAGGGAUAAACGAGGAAAACGAAGGGAAGUUUAAGAUGUGUUUGAUGGGCGGGAUCGAAUCGUGGGACGUCGUGUACGUGGACAACGCGCAGACGCUGACGGAACCCGGGUUGUGCUUCGGGGAGAUUGUGGAUGCGGAUACGGCGAGUAAACCUGGAGGGUUUGCAGAUUGCGACGUGAGAGUGUUUAAUCAAGGCGCGUUUUUGUGGGGGAAUAGGUACAUCGAUCCGAAGACGAAAGGAGACGAAAUCAAAGUGUUCAAACCGCCGCCGAAGGCGAACCCGAACCAGGUGGAUUUUUAUUACGCGCACGAAGCGGCGAACCAUUUCGGGAAAGAGUUGGCCGAUCCGAGAUCGAUCGCGAAUAUGGAUUACAUGGCGACGUUUGCGAUGAAAGAGAACGCGGUGUGGUACGGGUUUGGGCCGUCCGUGGAACAGUUGAUUGGUAACUUUCAAUCGUUUCAGAUUCCGAGGGAGGAGCGAGUGCCGUCGGUGGCGUAUUUAGGAUUGGAUUGUAUGCCGAGCCGAGCGGGCGUUUUGAACGAGAUCAGUAAAGUGUUUCCAGUGUCUAGCAUUGGGGGAUGUGCGAACAACUUUGAGAAACCGGACGGGGAUCCCGGACGAGGCGGGUCGCCCAAGGCGCAAAACGCGUACUUGGCGCCGUUUAUGUUUUACUUCUCCGUGGAAAACGGCAUUCAAUGUCCGGAUUACAUCACCGAGAAAAUGUGGGGAGCGUUAGCGCGAGGGUCCAUUCCGGUCUAUUUUGGUUGGGAUGGCAUCGAAGAGUACAUUCCGAGCAAAGAUGCAAUCAUCGAUUUGAGAGACUACCCGACGCCGGAAAGUUUGGCGGAGAAGUUGCGCCUCGUCGCGACGAACGACGACGCGUACAACCAAAUGCACGCGUGGCGAUACCAAGAUCCAAACUCGUGGCCGUUAGCGUUCAGAAAUUUGGUUCGCGAAGUUUCCGAGGAUAUGAAAGGCUCGUUGUGUAAUGUCUUGAAAGCUGGGCCUUCGCCGAACCAUCCGCGAGCGAAAGUGCAAGGGUACUGCGCGGACGGGUCGCACUCGGUCGAGGAAUUUCACGACGGAACUGGCAUGGAAACCGCGGUUUUGUUUGGGAAGAAAGUUGGUUCGUUCCAAUACUCGUUGACCACGACACCGGGUCACGCAGAUGAAAUUCAUAUUGGCGAGUGGCAACGGUUUAUGGAGAAGACGUGCGACGAGUUGAGCGGGAAAUGUUACCGGUUGAAAGGCGACGAGGCGUUUCAUUUCGUCGAACCCGAACAACAACAACAACAACAACAACAAAUAGAACAACAACAACAACAACAACAAAUAGAAAAAACGGAACACGCAGAAGUACAACCCGAACAACAAAAACAACAACAACAAGGCUUCCAAGGCGACCGCGUCGACGAAGUCAUCUCGGUCGAGCCAGUCUUGGCGAUGGAGGAAGAUUGCGUCCCGGGCGUGCCGACGCCAGGUGUGGACAACUGCCACUCCAAAGAAGAGCAAGUCGGCAACCCAGUCACGGAAGAAGUACAUCCCGCCUUUGCGAACACGAGACCAAACUGCAAUCCGGCGAAGCCGUGCAUCGCGGGCGUUCCUGUAGCUGGCAUUGGAUGCUGCACGGAGGAAGAGCGAGCGAUUCACGUGCGACUCGAUGCGCAUGUAGAACACAGACCGGUGGAAGUGCUCGCCGUACCUGUCGCGAUGCAUCAAGAACAACAACAAGAAGCUGUUGUUGUUCCGCAGCCGGGAUUAGAGGUGCAGAGAGAACAGCAACCGGCGACUGAAGAAGAAGUUCCAAAACCAAAAGUGCUCGCCGUGCCUCUCGAUUGUAAUCCAGAUCCUGCGUGCCAACCGUUGAAGGAAAUAACGCCGGGCGUUAUGGAUUGUUGCGCGAAAACGGUUUCGCUCGAUCGCUUGUUAGCGCAAGAUACGGUCGUUGCCGCUGAAGGUAUCGUUGAACAGCAGCAACAGCAACCUGAAGCGGCAGUAGUCACACCAGAGAUUCUUUCGCCCGAAGUCAAGGAACUCCGAGAGGAACUCCAAGAGGCAAAGGAAGAGCAAGUACAAGAAAUCGAGAAGGAGUUGGAGGAGGCGAAAGAGGAGUUGAAGGAACAAGAAGAGAGUGAUGGGAAUAGUAAUAGUGGAGAUAUCAUUAGCGACGUGGGAGAAGAUACGCCAUCGUUAGCUACGGCGCCGGUCAUCGAAGGAGAACAAGAAGCUCCGAAAGUUGUUGAACUACCUUCGGAAGCGGAUGCCAAGUUUGAAGCGAGAGUUUUUGAAUGGGGUCCCGGUCACGAAGUGGUUCCGAACGACGCUUGA